Molecule: messenger RNA, 2671 nt
Organism: Spodoptera frugiperda (fall armyworm)
Lineage: Eukaryota; Metazoa; Arthropoda; Insecta; Lepidoptera; Noctuidae
Gene: orb
Product: cytoplasmic polyadenylation element-binding protein 1-A
Exons: 12
Coding region: 111-1679 (522 amino acids)
Biological process (GO): negative regulation of cytoplasmic translation
Cellular component (GO): cytoplasm; neuron projection; nucleus
Molecular function (GO): mRNA regulatory element binding translation repressor activity; translation factor activity, RNA binding; ribosome binding
Source: RefSeq, a predicted model, not a curated record
UCUCUGGUUCAGUCUUCUGUGCGCCGCCGUCGCGCAAACAACCUGGCCUGGAACUCUGUUCGACUCGCCCUAGAAUACAUCGGAACUUUGAAACUUUUUUAGCGGCACAUAUGCCGCUUCUACACCAGGACACUAGCCGGGGUGGCGGCGGCUCCGAGGAGCACCGUACCCUGGCUGACUUCCUGGGUCUCGACACCACGCAGCUAUCCGAGCCUGCAUCCACGCCCGUCGCACACCGCAACAGUGAGUGUGGAGGUGACAACGGUUGGCGCUGGGAGGAGGAGCCUAGCAGCCCAGAGGCUGCGCAGACGCCGCGAGCGCUCGUACCGCCCGCCUGCUUCCCGCCUAGACAUCCCACGGCCUUCACUAGUUACAGUGAAAGCGCGCAGCCAGGCAGCCUCUGGUCCGAGGAGUGCACCUCCGAACAAGGCAUUACCGAUCUUGUGGCCUCUUUAAAGGCCCUGGCGAUGCCCACCGCGUCGGUGUCGCUGCCGCCUGUGUCGCUCGGCUGUGACCGACUGGAGCGCUUCGAAGGCAUGUACGGGGUCGACAAGGAUGAGCCGUGGAACGAGCAGAACUCCAGGGAACAUCGCGGGUCUAUGCUGCCCAGGCGGGCUUCUUUUUGCGGAGUGGUAUCGAAUGGCCGCAACGGGAGCGAGGUGUUGCGCUGGGGGGGGAAGUUGCCCCCGCGCUGCGUGUACCCCACGGGGGGGUUCAGCUCGAAAGUGUUCCUGGGCGGGCUGCCGUGGGACAUCAACGAAGCCUCGCUCAUGCAGACCCUGAAGCAUUUUCAGCCUAUACGCGUGGAAUGGCCAGGCCGCGACCGCCCCCCGGCGGCGGGGGGGUCGGGCGCCCCGGACAGCGGGUGCCCGCGCGGGUUCGCGUACGUCAUCUUCGAGAGCGAGCGCCGCGUGCGCGCGCUGCUGGCCGCCAGCCGCCGCGACGGGAACGACUGGUACUACCGCAUCGGCUCCCGCAAGACUAGGAGCAAGGAGGUGCAAGUGAUCCCGUGGGCGCUGUCGGACUCCAACUGGGUGAGCGGGGGCUCGGUCCGGCUGGAGCCGGCGCGGACCGUGUUCGUGGGCGCGCUGCACGGCAUGCUCUCGGCCUCCGCACUCGCUACCAUCAUGAACGACCUGUUCUCCGGGGUCGUUUAUGCAGGAAUAGACACGGACAAGUACAAGUACCCGAUCGGCUCGGGCCGCGUGACGUUCAACAACGUGCGCUCGUACGUGCGAGCCAUCUCCGCCGCCUACGUGCAGAUACACACCGACAAGUUCACUAAGAAGGUACAAGUGAACCCCUACCUAGAGGACUCGAUGUGCUCCGUGUGCAACUUGCAGCAGGGACCGUACUUCUGUCGGGAACCUACUUGUUUCGGGUACUUCUGCCGUUCGUGUUGGUCGUGGCAGCACUCGACGGACAACCACAAGCCACUGAUGCGCAACUCCAAGAGUGCCAGCCCCCGCGCCAUCCUGCCCACGCAGGACUCCAACCCCGACCACCACAACUAUAACGGCAUCUACGGACAUGCCAACGAAAGUACGCCGUCUCCCGCGACGAGCGGUACGAGCGGUACGAGCGAGGAGCCCGGCAGCGGCGGCAGUGGACUGAGCGAGGAGGCCGAGGGCGGCGGGGACGACGCGGCCGAGGGCGGAGUCUCCAGCUGGCUCAACUAGUCCUCCGCGCCGCAGCCCUGCAGAGCCAACGUUACGCCACGGCCCACAUUACGCCACGGAAUUACAUUACGCCGCGGCCCGCAUCACAUUACGCCACGGUUACGCCACGGACCUGCAGUAGCUGCUGCCCGCUGUUGUCGACCCGCUAUUAAGUUCGGCGCUUCGCCAACAUUCUGCUUGUUUGUUGAUUCAUUACGGUAAGAUACUCGAACGUUCCGAUAACCUCCGUUUUUAUUUCAGUAUUUUAGUUUUAUUUCGUUCAGUUUAAUUUUUAAUAUCGUAGUAUAAAAAUGAACUUAACUUCGUAUAUUAUUAUUAACAUUGUCUUUAUAAAUUGGAAUAAAUUUAAAGUUGAAUACGAGUGUUAUCGUGCAUUCGAGUACUUACCGACAGCUCAAUUAUUGAUCUCAAUUAUUGCAUUUGAUUGUUAAUUUUGUUUUUAUAUUUACUUCUAUUUUCUAAUUUGUAGACUUGUUUUUGGUUGUUUAAAAAUUAAGUCUACACUUUUUUAUAUAUUUUGUUGUAUUUGGAUAUUAUUGUAUCCCUUUGAACGCCACGGUCGGGUAAAGCCGACAAAUUGAACAUCUGUAGACACGAAUAAUCAAAAACAUGUCAUUUGUCAGUUAAACCCGACUGUGGCGUGUUUAUUAUUUAUCAAGUACUGAUUAUUUUUGCAUUAUAUAAGUAACGGUAUGCCGUUAUACCUAGUUGAUAAUUUUAUCAAACAAUUUGAUAUAUUGUAAUACGCUAACAGCGUAGAAAUGUUCCUUAGACAAAUUUUACGUAUGUGCCUAUUAGAAUUAGGUGAUUUUAAUAAAUUUUAAAUGUGCCUCCUAGUAAGCCCUGUAGUAGCGAUUUUAAACUUUUUUAAACGGGCUUUUAAAAUGUAUAAUCAUGGUUUUAAUAUACUAGGAUGUUCAAUACGAAAUGUUGAUUUUAUGUGAAUCGCUUGUUUGAUUUUUAACUAUACAAAAUAUACUUGUUAUUGCGAA